This is a messenger RNA of Closterium sp. Yama58-4, 3648 nucleotides long. NCBI's taxonomy places the organism in Eukaryota, Viridiplantae, Streptophyta, Zygnematophyceae, Desmidiales, Closteriaceae. The record is from the annotation of a GenBank genome assembly.
AUGGCGCUGCUCGUUAUAGUCACGGUGGUGCUCUGUGUGAGCACGUGGUAUGCAGCGGGCAAGAUGUACAGUGACUCCCUCGAUGACAUCUCUACACAACUGCGGCAGAAGUCCCUGGUGCGGGCACACCAGCAGUUCCUGCUCUACAUCAACCGCGACCGUGACGUGCUGCUUUCAUACGCCUCUGUGGUGGAAAACCUGCUGGCGAACACCAACACUUCGGUCGUGGGACUGAAGUACGCGCAGCAGCAGAUCGCCCCACUAGCGUGGUCGUUCUUCCAGUCGUCCCUGCCGCGCCUCACCAUCAUGGGCUAUUUCUCCCACUUUGGCUGCCUCGUUGGCUACUCUCAGACCGACCCUGUCACCCAGUCGUUCUCAGCCACCCCUGGCGGCGCCGUCUCUCAGGUUUUCACAAAGAAUAUCACCGACAUUACAGGCCGCUGGUACAUCCAGGCAAUUAACACCUCCACCGGGACCCCCCUCCCCCAGUCACCCCCUCGCAACUUCACGCCAGUGCCCAUUGGGUCCCCAGCCAUCUAUGACCAGGUUGCCGCUGGCCCCCCUGGCCUGCUGCUCUGGACCUUCAAUGCCGUUCAGAACCUCUCUGGACCGCUCUUGCUCGCAUCGGUGGCUGUGAGGGGUGCGGAGCAGAGGAAAGCGAUUGGGCAGGACGUGGGUGGGGAUGAGUGGUGGGAUGUGGGUGGGGGAGCGGUGGUGAAAGGGUUGGUAGGGAGUGGGGAAGGGAGUGGGGGAGGGGGUGGGGUUGGGGGUGGGGUUGGGAGGGGGUUGGGAGGGGUUGGAGGGACUACGAAGGUUGAUGCAACGAUCCAAGGAGGAGAGUUCUUGGGGAACGGGGAUUUGGAUGGGGUGGGGGUUGGGGGCGGGGGUGGCGGUGGGGGAGUUGUUGAUAGUGAGAGUGAUGGAUUGGUGGCACGGGAUCUAUUGUCGCUGCCAGACGUUCAAUUCCACCCACAUUUCCAUUUGCAUUCCCAACGACCUGCCCACCUCGCCUCAGCUUCUGCUGCUGCCAGUGGUGGGGCAGGUAGACUUGCAUCAGCAUCGGCAUCAGCUGCUGCUGUCACGGGUGCCUCUACUGCUGCCGCAGCUCGCUCCCAAGUCACUCCACAUGGGACAGGCUCGGGAGGAGGGGCGGGACCGCCGCCGCUGCCGGAGGGGUUUGAAGGGCCGGGGGGAGCGCAAGCGAUGCCGGUGCUGGUGAACGCGACACAGGUGUCGGAUGCGGUGAUAGCCGAUACAGCGCGGUACCUGGAGGCAAGGUUUGGGCUGCCGGCGCUGGUGGCGGGGAACUACUCGGUGGGGGGCGUGAUGGUGAACGGGGAGGACUGCUUCGUGAGCACCAUGGCCCUCAGCUUUGACAAUCUCAAUAUGUACCUGGCGAUCAUCAUGCCGCGGGCGUCCAUAACGGCAUCAAUAGAGUCAAAGCAGCGCAUCAUGGUCAUCGUCACCACGGCAGUCGCGCUCUGCCUGCUGCUCAUCGGCUGGGCCGUGGUGAUCUUCCUCACGCUCUACGUGGACACGCGCAUGCGGCCCAAGGAGGAGCUUCAGCGGCAGAUGGAGGAGACUCAGCGCGCCCAGGCUGCUUCCGAAGUGAAGAGCCAAUUUCUCGCCAACAUCUCCCACGAUCUCAGGACACCUAUGGCCGGCACACACACACUAUUCCUCACGCUCUACUCUCUACGUGGACACGCGCAUGCGCCCCAAGGAGGAGCUGCAGCGGCAAAUGGAGGAGACUCAACGCGCCCAGGCUGCUUCCGAACACAUUCACUCUUCCUCACGCUCUACGUGGACACGUGCAUGCGCCCCAAGGAGGAGCUUCAAAGACAGAUGGAGGAGACGCAGAGAGCCCAGGCUGCCUCUGAAGUCAAGAGUCAGUUCCUGGCCAACAUUUCGCACGAUCUCAGGACGCCUAUGGCCGGCAUUCUAGGCCUGCUGGACAUCAUGCUGUGCGACCACCUGUCAUCAGAGCAGGAGGCCAAUCUGCGCCAGAUGAAGUCCUGCUGUGCGUCACUGCUGGGGCUCCUCAACAACCUGCUCGACCUUGCCAAGGUGGAGGCGGGCAAGAUGCAGCUAGAAGUGUUGGAGUUUGACAUAGUGGGCGAGCUCGAGUCGCUGGUGGACAUGUUCAGCGUGCAGGGGCUCAGCAACGGCACUGAGAUCGCCCUUGACCUCUCUGACGACAUCGACAGGACGGUUAAAGGGGAUCCCUCCAGAGUCCGACAGGUGUUUGCGAAUCUCCUGAGCAACGCGUGCAAGUUCACCAAGAACGGGCAGGUGGUGGUGCGGGGGUGGGUGCGGGACAGACCGCCCCCGCAACUGGCAAAGCAGGACCUCUCCAUCCCGGGGGAGAAGGGCAACAGGCGGCACAGCAGGUCCAAGAGCCGUGAUGUGGACAAUGCUGCAGCAGAUGCAGCAGGGGGAGGAAGCGUUGUGAUGGGCGGGGGAACAGGGGGCGAGCAGGGCGGGGGCAAGGCGCGGCGGACAGUGACUUUUAUGUUUGAGGUGGAUGACACGGGGCCGGGCAUCCCCGUGCACAAGCGGGAGUCCAUAUUUGAAAAUUUCCAACAGGCUGAUGUGUCCACUGCCAGGACGCACGGUGGCACAGGUCUUGGAUUGGGAAUCGUUCGCUCCCUGGUGAACCUGAUGGGCGGGUCGAUAGCUGUGGUGGACAAGGACGGGCAGGGGGCACGGUUCCGCUUCGACAUGCGGUUUGAAGCGGUGGAGGGCGGUGGAGGGUGGCACAACAGCAUGCUGCAGCCGGAGCUGCUGCUGCCCAAGCUGACUGCCGUGGAGGGCGGGCAGGUCCUGCUGGCAAUGAAAGAGGACAGUGCAGGGGCGGCCAUAGCAACGGCCUGGAUGGAGCGGCGCAAGCUCAAGGUGUGGCGGGCGCACACGUGGCAGGAGAUCAUGCCAGCUGUCGCCUCCAUUCUCAUCCAGAAGUCCGCCGCCUCGCAGCCGCCCCGCGCCUCGCGCUCCCUCGUGGGCUUCUCUGCGCCGCUCAUGCGGAGUUUUACUGCUCUGAGAGGGGGAGGGGGGGAGAAAGGGGAGAAAGGGGAGAAAGGGGAGAAGGGGGAGAAGGGGGAGAAGGGGGAGAAGGGGGAGAAGGGGGAGAGAGGGGGGGUUGUUGCUGCGGGAGGAGCGGUGGGGGGAGGAGGCGUGGGAGGUGCCUCCCCGCCUUCAGCAGCAGCGCAAGCAUCGUCCUCCUCGUCGGCCUCUACAGGCCAGGCGUCCUCCUCCUCCUCUACGGCCCGGCCGGCGUCGAAGCUGAUGCUGGCGGUGAUAGACGUGGCCAUCGUUCCCAACGUGCACCAGUUUAUAGCGGAGGAGCUUCAUAUAUUCCGGGCUCGUCUGCAGCACCAGGGGUUUGUGAUUGCCUGGUUGGUCGAGCACAACACGUCAGCGGAUACUAGGCGGGCUCUCAGAAGGUCGGGGUGUGCAGUGGCGUCCAAGCCCCUGUAUGCUUCCCGCAUGGCUCCUCUCCUUGCUCUGGCGACUGCCAGGAACAGUGUGCCGCACUCGAGCUCACAAAUUGACAUGCCCCGCACGGUGGGGGGGAGGGGCGGACGCGGGGGAGAGGGGGGAGGGGAAGGAGGGGGCGCGCAGUGGCACCACAGUGAGGCAAACGAACGG